AUGGUUCCAGGCGGCGGUGGCACGGUCGCCACGCCCACCACUGAAGAGGAGAAGACGACGCCCUCCUCCCACUCCUCCGAGCAGCAGCCGCCUCCCGUGCCGCCUGAGACCGGUCCACCUUCGCUGGCGGCGGACUCACAGGAGGGCAAACCUUGGGCACUCAAGCUGGGAGAGUACCUGCAGCGGCGCUCGAAGGGAGAGGUGACCGAGCCCGACGCGGACGCUGUGCCUUGGGCGGUACAGCUCGGCACAUACCUUCGCGAGAAGCAGCCCGGCCCGUGGUCGCUGCUGGCCAACGAAAAGCCGCAGGACCCGUUGGCGCUGCGCCUCGGCAACUUCAUCAACGAGACCCAGCCCAUCAAAGUCUUCCACCAGGGCAGCGACGAUGCUUCCGGCGAGCAGCCAAAGGAGCCAAAGGAUCCGUUGGUACUCCGGCUCGGAAACUACCUGUCCGGCUCGAAGGAGGCGCCGACAAGCGCCGAGCCGCCACCUGUUGAGCCGCCACCCCCCUCUGCCGCAGCUAAGGAGGCCGUCCCUGUUCCGGCGGCAGCGCCCGCCCCGCCAGUGGUGCCGCCACCUGCAACCUCCCUAGCAACCUCCGAGCCCGCUGCGGCAACGCCUCCCGCGAUCGCGUGA
Molecule: messenger RNA, 636 nt
Organism: Emiliania huxleyi CCMP1516
Lineage: Eukaryota; Haptophyta; Isochrysidales; Noelaerhabdaceae
Exons: 2
Coding region: 1-636 (211 amino acids)
Source: RefSeq, a predicted model, not a curated record